Mangifera indica (mango) is the source of this 505-nucleotide messenger RNA. RefSeq names its product DNA-directed RNA polymerases II, IV and V subunit 12. Gene Ontology annotation, molecular function: DNA-directed RNA polymerase activity; DNA binding; zinc ion binding. Gene Ontology annotation, cellular component: RNA polymerase III complex; RNA polymerase I complex; RNA polymerase II, core complex. The record is from RefSeq and is a predicted model, not a curated record. NCBI's taxonomy places the organism in Eukaryota, Viridiplantae, Streptophyta, Magnoliopsida, Sapindales, Anacardiaceae. Gene Ontology annotation, biological process: DNA-templated transcription. The transcript has 3 exons. The coding region runs from base 117 to 272 and encodes 51 amino acids.
CGUAGAAAUACAAAUCGGGUUGACCCGGUUAGACUGUAUAAAUGACGGUUUUAAGUCGUUGAACUGAAACCCUAACAGUUUUGUUCUUUGAGUCAGAAACCCGCAAGGCAAUUGCUAUGGAUCCCCAACCAGAACCAGUCAGCUACAUCUGCGGAGAUUGUGGAAUGGAGAACACGCUGAAGCCAGGUGAUGUUAUUCAGUGCCGUGAAUGCGGUUAUCGUAUCUUGUACAAGAAGCGUACUCGCCGGAUUGUCCAAUAUGAGGCACGGUAAUCGCUUGUGUCCGGAAGUAUUGAAGCAUUCCAUGUCCUGUUGGAAGUCCCCGAUGGCUUGUAGUAUGCCUAUAGUGUCUGUAACGAACUUGUUUCUACCGGCAUUAAGACUUUCAAUGGUUGGAUGGUGAAUCGGUAUAACUACUUUCAUGUUUCGUGUGUGUUCCAUGAUGCAAGUGUGUGGUGUUAAUGCAAAUUAUUAAUUCUGAAACUUCAUUGAAACAACAGUUAAAG